This is a messenger RNA of Alternaria arbusti, 2457 nucleotides long. RefSeq lists its product as uncharacterized. The coding region runs from base 1 to 2457 and encodes 818 amino acids. Lineage: Eukaryota; Fungi; Ascomycota; Dothideomycetes; Pleosporales; Pleosporaceae. The record is from RefSeq and is a predicted model, not a curated record. The transcript has a single exon. Gene Ontology annotation, molecular function: protein binding.
AUGGCAUUCUCGGAUAAGGAUGUGCUCGCUGCGCGGAAGCUGGUCUUUUUUGGAUUCUUGACACAGCUCGUUGCCUACGGCGUACAGGCUGCGGCUUUCGAUGAAUACUCGCGGCGUGACACUUUCCGCUGUAACUCCUCUACAACGAAUCAGGCAUUGCCGAAAUCCUACUCGACAUUCUACUGGGUUUACUGGUCCCUCCGCGUGGUGGCAUCGAUACUCCCAAUCCCGGUAGCCCAUCGUCUCACGUCGGACUUGAACAAGAUUGAACAUAAGAACAAUAAUACACAAAGCUCACGAGUCAAAGCCACAGCACUAUGGAGGUCUCUACCCGCCACUUUAGCGACAAGUUAUCUGAUCUACGGGUCGUUCGUACUACUCCACGGACUAUCUAUCUACAACAUUUUGCGCGGAACGAACACUAUCGAACAGUCAUGGCUUGCCUUGAUGACCGAGUGGGGCCAAAGUGCCAACGCCAUCAUCGCCAUAUUUGCCGUCGGUCAUGUCAUAUACGCAAUCUAUAGGCUGUUCGUUGCUGAGAGCAGGAAUAAUGAUUCACAGCCUCCUGGGCUCAGUGGGCAAUCAAUCAGUGAGGCCUAUCCCCCAAACGGCUGGAAGGCAUGGAAGCACUGGCCUUGGAACGCGAAAUGGUGGCCUUUCCAUCUGGGAUUAGACUACUUGGACCAUCUCUUAGUAGACGAAGGUGAACUGCAACGAAUCCUGGAUCCGCCUCUCUACCUGACUGAAGAAGUAUCAACAGAGCUUUGGGAAAAACUGAUGAAAAGCUUUACUUCGACUGAGCCUGGCCUCGUCCUCGAUUGUCUGAUUCAUGGAGCCCCAUCAAAUAGAUGCAAUGAGGAGGGCGACUAUCCCAUCCAUCUAGCUGCCCGCAAUAACGACAUCGAUAUCUUGAUGAGAACGCGCUUCACCUUUGAUGACGAUAUAUACAGCCGAGACUCUCUUCUACUUCGAAAUCUAGCUGGCGAAACCCCUUUAGAGAUCGCGUGUAGCGCAAAUGCACACGAGGCCGUGAAGUGGAUAAUGGGUGAACUCCCACAGGGGCACGAAGAAACCGAAGCAGCCGUUACUCGAGCAUUCAAACUGGCUAUUGUAAAUGAGAGGGAGGGACUCUUGAAGAUCUUACAGCAUCUGUGGCCGGAAUGGAGAGCGCUGAAGAUAACGACGGGAAAGACCUCUAAAUCGACUCCACUGCGCUUUGCCAUAGACGAGGGUAAACAGAAAUCUGCCUAUCGGCUUGUCGAUCCUACCGUUACAUCAAGAAGACAGCCUAAUGCCCGCAAGAUCUUCGACAUGAUCUGGAAGUCUCAAUUGGCCGGUGGCUACCUAGAGAUUAUUCUGGAUCACCUUCAAGAGCCUAUCGACUCUAUACGUACUGACAUAAUCGAUGAAGUUAUGGGUUCCCCUACAACUAGCAACGCCGAAGCUCUGGACAUUCUGCUAGACCUAGGAAUUGAUAUCCCCGCAAUUCUUCGACAAUCCAUAUGUCAUGCGGUGCUCCCCAUGACCCAUCCAGAGCAAGCAGCCAACAACAUAUGGGAAGAUAUUCUGCGAGAAGACUACGCGAUUGAGCCACAGGAGCUAGAAUCAAUCCUUGCCUUCGAAGUACCAGCGACCCGUAACCUAGACGACGAAGUUGAAGGACAGAAAGAUGCUAUCAGAACUGCAUUGAGCCCUCGCGGCGCCCACGACUGGUCUGAGGUGGUGCUUACAGCGACGAAUGCGUCAACAGAGGACCUGGAGAAGUUGAUAGCGACGGAAAAAGACAAGAACAUGCUGCAGCGUAUGUUGAAUGUCAAAGAUAAGAGAGGACACUCACUCCUAAGGUUUACGAUCUCGGAGGGCAUGGAUGAGGUCGUUGAGAAGCGAAAGAGAAGACUGAGAUAUCUCGAGACUCUUCUGAUACGCGGGACCAUUGUAGCAGAGCCGGACCUGAUGAGUGCACGUGAACUUUCGUUUCGUCACGAAGGGAAUCUCGCGAGUUUCAUGCUACUGGCGGUAUAUGCCGACCGAGAUGUCUUGUCCGACUUCUUGCGCACCCUGUGUAGUGCACCUAGGGUCCACAAUGGAUUGGACUUCAGUCAUUACGCCCUAAUUGACAUUCUGCUUAGAUGUAACGCCGACCCAACACUCUUGGAUGGAAGUGGUAAGACCCCUCGAAUCGCUCUCCAUGACGCUAUGGCGAAGAGACCGAUCAAAAAGAGCUCCAGAAAGGACGACAAGGUCUUCAAGAAAAUGCAAAACACCAACCGUUUCUAUCUCGAAAAGAUCUCAGAACUUUUGCUGCGCUGGGAGAACCACAUCAAAGGUUCACUCGGUCGUAAUCCAUUGGAGAUGCCAGACGGUCUAUGGAAAGCAGGACGUGACACCUUUGAUCAUGAGACAUGGGCGUGGCUGGUCGCCAGGAACCCUGAGGGCUACAAAGUGGUAGAGGAUUGA